Messenger RNA from Aspergillus melleus, 1407 nucleotides. RefSeq lists its product as uncharacterized. The transcript is spliced from 4 exons. The record is from RefSeq and is a predicted model, not a curated record. Lineage: Eukaryota; Fungi; Ascomycota; Eurotiomycetes; Eurotiales; Aspergillaceae. Bases 1 to 1407 code for a protein of 468 amino acids.
AUGAAGAGAAGUCCGGAUGUCUCUGCUUUUGUGGCAAAAAGCGUACCCAUUGACAUUGAAGUCCAUGGGUUAAAGGCUAAAGUGCUUCUGAACAGCCCUCAGGAAGACAUCAUCCCAGCAAAGUAUCUUCAAAAGGCUGACCGAUCCUCCGUCGUGCAGCGUACUCCUUGGAUUUUACGAGGCGUGGAAGAUGCUCGCCAGGUGAACCUGGGCAAGUGGUCCAAAGUCGACGUCCGUUUCCGCGGAGUGUUUAGGAUGCUCAAGAAGGUGCCCCAAUUCAAGAAGGGCUUGUACCAGAAUGGAGAUCGCAGCAUCGAAGGCUACAGCCGCAAAUACAUAUUUGAGGACGCGGCCAGAGCACAGGGUCAGGUAGUCUACGCUCUUCUUGAAGAGGUUCUGAAGUUGCUGGAUAUCAAGCGAGAGAUGGACAGUCAUCUCACUUACUUCUUCCUCCGCGCGAGAUUGUUGAAUUGCCAUAUGGAAUACUGGACCGGCUAUCGUCAGAAGCAUCAGGAUGCCCCGCUUACAGCUGGAUGGGUUUGCGUCGACACACAUCCACCCGGUGUAUCCAAUAAGUCGAUUGUACCAAUUUCAACGACAACUCACGCAAAGCAGUCCCUCGAGUCGGCCCUGGAAGGAAAGUUCAAACUUCUUUUAACAAAUCUGCUACUUCAUAUCCAUAAAUUGCAUCCACCCGGUGACAAACUCCCCGACCAAGAGGUCUUCCUGGUCGGUCUGCAUGGGUCUCGGUUGCACAUCUUGCGUGCCAUAUUCCCGGGCUACAAAACCUCCAGAAUCUGGAGCGGUAGAUAUAACCCUUCUCCGCCCCAUACGGAUUCGACAAAGCUUUUCACCAAGAAUCAAAGUGAACGGUUCUACUCUAAGCAAAACGUAGAGCGAUUUUUUGAACGGAUUGAAUGGCAUAAGCUGUCAAAUGCGGACGGGGAGCGUGAUUUCCGCGUGUUUCGGAUUCUAGGAAGUCACGAGUAUGAUUUGUGGAUCAAGUCUGAGUUUCAGGCUGCAGUGAGGUUGAUCGUUGGUUUGACCAUGUACCUGAUGAGUGGACAAGCUCGUUGCGGUAUUCUUCAGCAUGCAUUCCGGCGUUUUCCAUACGAUGAGGAUGAUGAGCCCAACUCGGAAGACGAGAAAGGCGAGAUCCAAGCUGCAAAGGAAGAUAAGGAUGUCGCCGAAAAGGAGAAAGAGUUGGCUGAGCUGGAGAGGCAGAGGGCUGAGAAAGACCAAGAACGGGCCCGAACUCGAGACACUAUGCGGUCUUCUUCCAGUGACCGAAUCCGAGGCUUCGAAGAUUCUCGUCAAGCUUGGUGGGAAUGGGUCUGGGAAGAUAAGUUCGAUGAAGAACGCGAAAAGAAUGAUGAUGAUGAUGUGAUUUGCGAUGGUCAACAAUAG